AAAGGAAACUUCCAUCGCGAUUGUGUUUAGCAAAUGAACUUUCAUUCUUGCGGUUAUUUUUAGAUACAGUUUGGGGGCGGGUACUUUGGUGUUGCAUUUGUCCGUUAGUAUUUUCCUGUGUUACUCGCGGGCAAGUGAAGCAAGGUGUGAGGGGGCCGGCGUUUUGUUUUCUUGUGGGGACUGGAAGCGGUCGCAGAGUCCCAGGCUCCAGUGAAGGAGAUUGUUUCACUGGUAAUUCAGCAGCGGGUGAAGGCACUGCAGCCGCGGGUUCAAGUCCCAACGCGGUCACAUCUUUCUGACAUUCACAUUACAUCGAAUUCACUGAUACCCAAGGAUCAGUGUGAUCAUCUUUCCUCAACAUGGGUGGUCUUGGAUGGAGAAGCAGAUUAAAUGUCAUAUUUAUUCUCGGCAUCAUCUUCGCCCUGUCUUGUCCAAUUACCCAAGCAGCUAGAAUAUUGGUCGUGCCUGUUGAUGGAAGUCACUGGAUCAACAUGAAAAUUCUAAUGGAAGAGCUGAACCUUCGUGGCCACAACAUGACUGUGCUUUGUUACUCCGCAAACUGGUACAUCAAAGAGAGACCCGAUCUGUAUCAAACCAUCAUAGUUCAAGCACAAGAAAACACUGAAGCACCUUCAAGGAAAGAAGCGAUGGAAAAAAUUGUGCAAAUGUCACUGGACGGGUUACAGAAUAGUCACACACUAUGGGGCAGGAUAAUGUUGCAAAAUCUAAUGGUUACGUUUAUGUACAAUUUCCAUAGAAUUUAUCAAAAUUUCAACAUGGCGAUUUUUGAAAACAAAACCUUGUUGAAUCAAUUUGAAAAAGCAAACUUUGACCUAAUACUCACAGAUCCUAUAUUUGGUACUGGGCCAAUGCUUGCGUAUUAUUUAAAAGUGCCACUGGUGUACAACAUACGAUGGCAGAUCAGUGGGGAAGCCCAUUUUCUCACUGCCCCUUCACCACUUUCCUACGUCCCACUCCAGGGCUCACUGCUCACAGACAAAAUGGAUUUUUUCCAAAGAACAGAAAAUGUAAUUCAUAGUCUCUUUCAACACUUUAGUUCAGAGUUUUUGAUACAUCCACUUUAUAAUGAAAUCUGCCAUCGGUAUCUGGGACCAGACACGGACAUCAAGUCGAUUCUCCUCAGAGCUGAUGUAUGGCUGAUGAGGGUGGAUUUUGUGUUUGAAUUCCCAAGACCCACCAUGCCAAACAUUGUGUACAUCGGAGGCUUCCAGUGUAAACCAGCACGGCCUCUAGCAGCAGAGUUUGAGGAGUUUGUCCAAAGCUCAGGGAAACAUGGACUUGUUGUAAUGUCAUUGGGUUCUAUUGUCAAUUCCUUGCCAAUGGAGAUUACAAUGAAAAUAGCAGAAGCUUUAUCUCAAAUUCCCCAGAAGGUUAUCUGGAGAUAUGAUGGUGAGACCCCUCCCAAUAUAGGGAAUAAUACACUGCUGUCAAAAUGGAUCCCUCAGAACGAUCUGCUGGGUCACCCCAACACACGAACGUUUGUUUCACACGGAGGCACCAAUGGCAUUUAUGAAGCCAUCUACCAUGGGGUGCCAGUGGUCGGAAUGCCUCUGCUUUUUGACCAGUUUGACAAUUUACUCAAGCUCGAAACCCGAGGAGCAGCAAAAGUGAUCAACAUUGCAACCAUGCAUUCCACAGAUCUGUUGCAGGCACUCAACGAGGUGAUAAACGGCGCAUCUUAUGGGGACAACAUGAAGAGACUCUCUGCUCUCCAUCGGGACCAGCCAGAGUCGCCAAUGGAGAGAGCCGUUUUCUGGGUUGAGUACGUUGCCCGACACAAAGGAGCGGGGCAUUUGCGCUCAGAAUCCCACCGACUCCCCUGGUACGCUUACUAUUGUGUAGAUGUGAUGAUCUUUCUGUUGUCUGUGUUACUCCUGCUCACUGUGUUGGUGGUUGGAACACUGAAGAAACUUUGUCGUAUUGUUUGUAGGAAAAAGCAAAAGACUGAGUGAUUUAUUUUUCCCUUGGUAUAUUUUGUUAUUUCAAAUUCAUCAAAUAAAGUUUUUCAUGCGUUUGAU
Messenger RNA from Amblyraja radiata (thorny skate), 2039 nucleotides. Its product is annotated as UDP-glucuronosyltransferase 2C1-like. Lineage: Eukaryota; Metazoa; Chordata; Chondrichthyes; Rajiformes; Rajidae. The coding region runs from base 360 to 1973 and encodes 537 amino acids. Gene Ontology annotation, molecular function: UDP-glycosyltransferase activity. The transcript is spliced from 2 exons. The record is from RefSeq and is a predicted model, not a curated record.